Molecule: messenger RNA, 2335 nt
Organism: Nycticebus coucang (slow loris)
Lineage: Eukaryota; Metazoa; Chordata; Mammalia; Primates; Lorisidae
Gene: RAP1B
Product: RAP1B, member of RAS oncogene family
Exons: 7
Coding region: 426-1064 (212 amino acids)
Biological process (GO): Rap protein signal transduction; negative regulation of synaptic vesicle exocytosis; cellular response to cAMP
Cellular component (GO): plasma membrane
Molecular function (GO): GTPase activity; GTP binding; GDP binding
Source: RefSeq, a predicted model, not a curated record
AGAAGGAUUGAUUGCAGAAAUAACCAAAGUGGAAUGGAUGACACUUGGUAAUGGGGUAAAAAGAAUCAGUGACAACUCCCAGGUAUACAGUUUCCUAUUAAAAUAGUGUGCUAUUGAAAUGACAUGGUAUUUUAAGCAUUGUAAAUAGCUACAUGUGAUUUGUUAAAAUAACAAAUAAACAUUUACUGACUACUAUGUGUUAUUCAUUGUGCUAAUUAUUUUACAUAGGAUAUUUCAUUUGAAUCUUAAAAACUCAAAGAAAUUCAAAGACACUCUUAUUCCCAUUUUCAGAGUAGGAAAUGAGGCACAGAGAGGUUAAAAUAACAUGACCAAGGUCACUCAGCUAAUUCUUCCAACUCAGAGGAGCAGAUCUAAAGCCCAUGCGGAAUUAGCACACAUGCCUGUAGAAUUUACAGCUAGUUCAAAUGAGAGGGGAAAAAACUGACAUUUUUUAUGUCACAUCCAGAGAAUUCUGGGGAACAGAAGAGUGUUCUACACAAAUACAACCUAUUUGGAAUUAUUUUAUAGAAACUAAUAAGACUGUACAAUUUGUUCAAGGGAUUUUUGUUGAAAAAUAUGAUCCUACGAUAGAAGAUUCUUAUAGAAAGCAAGUUGAAGUAGAUGCACAGCAGUGUAUGCUUGAGAUCUUGGAUACUGCAGGAACGGAACAAUUUACAGCAAUGAGGGAUUUGUACAUGAAGAAUGGACAAGGCUUUGCAUUAGUUUAUUCAAUCACAGCACAGUCCACAUUUAAUGACUUACAAGAUCUGAGAGAACAGAUUCUUCGAGUUAAAGACACUGAUGAUGUGAGCUUGCUCUCUAACAAAUACAUUGUUCCAAUGAUUCUGGUCGGUAAUAAGUGUGACUUGGAAGAUGAAAGAGUUGUAGGAAAGGAACAAGGUCAAAAUCUAGCAAGACAGUGGAACAACUGUGCAUUCUUAGAGUCUUCUGCGAAAUCAAAAAUAAAUGUUAAUGAGAUCUUUUAUGACCUAGUGCGGCAAAUUAACAGAAAAACUCCAGUGCCUGGGAAGCCUCGCAAAAAGUCAUCAUGUCAGCUGCUUUAAUAUACUAAAUGCAUUGUAGCUCUGAGCCAGGUCUGAAGAACUGUUGCCCAAUUCAACAGUGCCAGCAUUCCAACUUUGUUAAACCUACCAACAUCUUAAAUGGACUUUCCUGUGGUGGUACCCUUUAAGAGGCGGAUGAAAGCUACUAUAUCAGUUUGCACAUUCUAAUCACUUUCCAGUAUCACAAGAGAUUUUUACUUAUAUAAUAGUCCUUGAGUAUGCAGCUGGUAAAACCAGACGCUACACCCAGUAUUACUGCUAAGAGACAUUCUUCAUCCACCAAUGUUGUACAUGUAUGAAAAUGGUGUACUGUAUACUUUAACAUGCCCCAUACUUUGUAUUGGAGAGUACAAUAAUGUAAAUCCUGAAAGCACCACUAUUUUAGCAUAAUAAAAGAAAGUCCAAAGAGCUCCUAUAUAGACUACUCCAGAUAACUUCGCUUCUUUGAUACUUGUAGCUUAUUGUAAUUUUUUUUAAGAAAUUCAAGGUCAUUAUCAUUGUAUUGUACAAAAUAAGCGCUUUGAUUAACACAGCUGUAUAGUUUUUUUAAUUUUUAAAAAAACCUGUGGAGACAGUGAUCUUGUCUUUAAAAUAUAGUCCUUUCAGUAUAAUGUCUUAGAUUAAAGACGUUGCCUUUAAUAUCUGUUGGGAAGGAAAUGUCCAGACUUUUCAAAUCUCUUAUUAUGUUUCCUUUUUUGUUUACAUAGGGAACAAUGUUUAUAGUUGUGUGUACAGUGGGGGUCUACAACAAGAAGUGUAUAUUUUCAAACAAUUUUUUAAUGAUUUCACAAUUUUUGUAAAUCAUUUCCAGGCUUCUGCAGCUGUAGAUUCUCACUGUGAAUCCCUUGCUUGCUCAUGCAUAAGUGUAUUUGCAAUACCAAAUAUACAGGUUUAGUAUUUUUGCCUGUUAGUGAUUGUUUCACACGUGUAACGUUUUGGUUGCGAUGUUAAAUGGUGGACGAGUACUGUGGAUGUGAAUGUGGGAAGUAAUUUUAAUCAUGUGUAAUUGGUCACAAGGCCUAAUUUGCAGUAACUAUUGCUGUUUUAUUUAACAAUGCCUUGUUGCUUUGUAUGCAUUAACGUUUGGAUGUAAAGAUUGUGUGUCUAUCCAACAGGGAGCCACAGUAUUUAAAUUGACCAACCUGAUGUUACAACUACUUUGAGGUGGCCAAAUGUAAACUAAAAGCCUUAAUUAAAGUGGUGCAAUUUUGUAUAACUUAGCAUCAGUAGUUCAAUAAAUUUGGAUUGCCAUGCAAGGGCUUGCAUUAUAA